AUGACAGCUGACAAACGGGGCCAGCGGGCGUCAGCUGUGGAGGGAAGAAGGGCGCCGUCGCCGUCUUUCCUGUCCCGUAAGAGCCGCGCGGCCCCGCUCCGGGCAGAGCCGACGCCCAAGGCUCGGGGCAGCGACUUGCGUGCGCCGGCAGCUGCGGCUGGUGGCCGGGAGGUGGCGGCAGCUGGGCCCCUGACAUUAGUGCGGCGUGUCGGGCUGACAUUCACCGGCCGCCAGGCGCUCUGCCGACGCGCCGCCCAAAUGCCACUCCGCGCCACUCUGCCCCCAGCUGCCGCCGCCCCAGGCGCUGCGUGGGCGGACCCCGCCAGCCGCGGCCCCACCUGCGGCACGCAGGGGCCUCCAGCAAAGUGCGGCGCGGCGUGGCGUCGCGUGCAGCCGUCUGUGUGUGUGUGUGUGCGCGCGCACGCCAGGCCACGCAGGCUGGCCCGAGCUGCGCCGUGCUCCGCCGUGACCCGGCGUGACCCCGCGCCGCGCCUGCCGAUGGCCGGAUUGCGUGCGCCGGCUGACACCGCCAAGCGCGCGCCACCAUUGUUACUGUGGGGAUGA
This is a messenger RNA of Schistocerca gregaria, 564 nucleotides long. RefSeq names its product 60S ribosomal protein L22-like. The transcript is spliced from 3 exons. The record is from RefSeq and is a predicted model, not a curated record. Bases 1 to 564 code for a protein of 187 amino acids. NCBI's taxonomy places the organism in Eukaryota, Metazoa, Arthropoda, Insecta, Orthoptera, Acrididae.